AUGGCGUCCGGAAUAGCGACCGAAACCCCCCGCUUCUUGAGCUGCUGUAGGUUAUGGGAACGCGUGGACGCUCAGGCCAGCGAUGCGGCCCGACUCCAGGGUGAAAACAAGCUGCUGAAGCGCGCCGUGGCCAUCCAGAAUCAGCAGAAAGAGGAGGUUCAGAACGAGAACAACGCAUUGAAACAGCUGGCCACGCAGGCCGCCGAGCACAUGAAGCGUCUAGAGCAAGCCAACUACACGCUGAGGGUUCAUCUGCAGACCAGCACCAACGCCGGUCUCGGCCACCAGCAGCAGCCACCUGAUGUGUACUAGGCCAUCGAUGGCCACACAUGACCAGGCCUUGGCCUUCACUGGCCAAGGCAUUCUAUAGACGACCCAGUCCCGUUCUACUACCAUUCAUUAUUCUAUGGGCCGAUGUUGGAGUAUCAAAAGGCAGAAAGCUGCCACGAUACUUUGGCUCUCUCUCCCGUGACACCGUCGACGUCGUCUGUGUCUUCCGUUACUCAGUUGGAAGUAGUCAGCCGUCGGGAAGCUUUCUACUUCGUCCUCCACGAUUAACAACGAUCCAGUUUCUUCUCGACGAUCGACUGAGCUACCACCUGACGCAGGGCGAGAGAAGCACUUACUUUAUUUCGCAAAAAGCAUUUAAACCCCACAAACAUUGCCUAAUGCCAAACU
This is a messenger RNA of Phytophthora infestans T30-4, 678 nucleotides long. RefSeq lists its product as uncharacterized. Bases 1 to 312 code for a protein of 103 amino acids. The transcript has 3 exons. Lineage: Eukaryota; Oomycota; Peronosporomycetes; Peronosporales; Peronosporaceae. The record is from RefSeq and is a predicted model, not a curated record.